GGCCAUCAGUACUGUUGCGCCGAAUGACAUCUUCGCGCACAAUGUCCUUGAGCUCUGAUGAGGUGGAAGUAGACGACUCUUGGAAGGUGGACUUAGAGAUAGCACUUCUGGAGGACGCUGACUUCUUUCGAAUCCGUUCGAUAUGUGCAAAUAGACCAGUUCCCUCAAAUUCAAGACGAGAAGUUUGGCGUAUUUGCCUGAAACCGGAACUACAGAUACAGGCAAUGAAGGAGUUUCAUGAUGUAUUCGACUUGCCGAAUCAGCCAGAAUUGCAUGCGGCUUGUGAAAAAGCAGCAACGGAAGUCAUUCAUAAGCUUUCCUCCCAGUCCGAGACACACGAUGAUUUUCGAACACCACCAAGUGACGAGGAGGAUGACGACCAACAAUUUGAUCUUGGUCGGGAGUUAGAUUCCACUUCACAUAGUCCCAUUCCCUCAGUUUCGGAACUGACGAGCAAUUUCGAGUCCGUCCUUACCCAUUUUGCCCGAACUUAUUCGUUGCGAUAUGAAGCGAAGGGUGGCUGGGUUCGCAUCAUUCAACUACUAUACGAAACACUGAAACCAGUUGAUCGACAUGACCUGUAUGCCUGUUUCGCUGCCGUUUAUCAUCACUUCAUUCCAACAGGACCGGACGUCGAACGAAAUCUCUCUUGCAUUUUCCGAAUUUUGCUUCAGUAUCAUGAACCAAAGUUGUGCAGUUUUCUGGAUUCACUUAAACUGAAACCUGAGGAAUAUGCUACAUCAUGGCUACUCAGUCUGUUCGCUACCGCGCCUCUUCGUGAUGAGGUGCUUUUAUCUUUUUGGGACAUUUACUUCCUCCUUGCCGAUCCACUGUUUGGACUUUUCGUCUGCCUUGUUCUCCUAAUGAAUUUGAAAUCCAGCCUGCUGGAUGAGUCAGAACACAAUCAGGAUACAUCGGUUGACCAAGGUGUACUAAUCAAAUUGAAGGCCUCCCGAACUCCUGAUCGAGACUAUGUGCUCGCAUCCGUGCUUGAUGUACCCAAACCGAUGCAGGUGGACGAUCUUGGUUCUCUGGUUGAGCUCACACAAUUGUUCUCUCAGCGCACACCUUACUCUUUCCGUAGUCGCUAUCUUCCACUGCUGUUUAGCAAUACACCAGCGGACGUCGAAUCGAAGGAUGAAUUAGUGCAAGGUGCUUUAUGCAUGCCCGUAUCUGCGCAAGAAGUACUGGAGGCACAGGCUGCCUUGAAGAACCCUUUCAUGGCGUGUGAGAGCAACCAGCUUCAGCCUGCCAUUCGUUAUCUGUUGGUCGACUGUCGUCCGGCUGACCAAUAUAAUGCAGGACAUUUGAACACAGCCUUUUUCUUGGACUCGGAGCUAAUGCUUUCCGAGCCUUCUCAGUUUGCAUCUACUGUUCAUGCCUUGCUCCAAUCGCAGAAACGCGCUCUGGAUGCUGGAUCUCAUGCUGCUGGGGAACACAUAACAUUUUUGAGUAGUGGUCGUGAAGCUGAGGAUAAUGUCACCAAUGUUGUUGUAGCAGCAUUCUUGCGAAUGAAUACCCCAUACGUUAGUCUCAUUGAGGGGGGAUAUUCUGCAGUGCAUGAAUCCUUAGGGCCGAACGACUUGUUACGUAACCUUGUUAAUCAUGAUCCACAGCAAUGUCUAUGUUGCAAGACUCAACAGCCCACAAAAAAGGAUAAUGGGUUGAUGGAUCGGAUUGUAUCCAAUGCGAGGCUUGUUGCCGGUCAGAAUGUGAUUCCCACUGUGGACAAAGCUGGCAAAUCCGUUGAAGGGCUACUUUCUAAACUCUCAAUUUUCAAAGGCAGUCAGCCUUCUAUAAAAGAUACAAAUCAAUCAGCAAAGAAACCCGACAAAAUGAUCCAGAGGUUUGAAGUUCCAUCCGCUGAUCUGAAUAUACCUCCAAACAGUGGACGAAAAAACUCGUGUCAUAAAGUGGAUAUUGGGUCAAAUCCUCUGCGCUCCCUCUCAUAUAGGAACACGUCAUCCGUCUUCAGUAUUGAUGAGGAGGCUGAUGAAGGAGAGAUUAGUAAAGAACAUCCGCCUGAAUCGUUGGAUACUAUUCCCGUCAACGAAAAACACACUACCCGCAAAAGCUCGUUUUGGUCUAAAAACUGGUCUGUGCGAUCGACUAACACACUGUUACAAGGCGAUAGUCCUUUACGUCCUGGUGGUCUGGAUAGCAGUGAACCAGGUGAUUUAAUUGAUAUAACACAAUGGUCUUCUCGCCCUGAGGUGCGCGGGGUCUUCGAAUGUCAGUUAAUCGACAGUUCCGGUCGUCUUUCAAGUGAAGGCUGUCUAGUGUUAGCUGAACGACACCUGUUGGUCCUUCGUAACCAGACGACUCGCUCUACUGCUCAGUUGGUCAGUUCUAUCGGGUCGGCGAUCCAGUCGGUUCUCACGAGGUCUACCGAGUCACCGCCGUUCCAGUCUACAAAACGACCGCGACAUGCGGUUGUCUUGCGUUCGGUUCCAUUGGGUUUGAUUACGCGCAUUACGGCUAACAAACGCUUACCGGAGUGUAUCACAUUCCACUAUUCUGGCAUAGAUUCAGCUGAUCUUUUGCGACUGAAUGAGCAAACUUUAGGGUUACGAGACCGCUUGUUCAUCCCAAAGGCUGGUGAAGCUGUGCGUAUGAUCAAACUUGCAAUAGUGAACGUGGCCAUGUCAUCGUCUGCAACAGAUGAAGCUUGAUUCACAGUGGAAUAACAUGAAACUUUUAUCAUAUCACAAAUCAAGCACAUUGUGUUACUCUUACGCUGCACCCACUGGUUGUUUCUUUUUGUGUGUAUAUUCUUUUUCAUUACGCAAAAUCUGUCUACUGCGUAGCUAGCAGGACUUACUCGAUUUUCACUCUUCGCCGUCUUACCAUUGUUUUCUCUUUUUCCUACUCCUGUCUUUCAGCUUAUUUAUACUUGAAUCACAAAAAAUACUCAGAAUGAUUAAAAGUAUUGUC
Molecule: messenger RNA, 2934 nt
Organism: Opisthorchis viverrini
Lineage: Eukaryota; Metazoa; Platyhelminthes; Trematoda; Opisthorchiida; Opisthorchiidae
Exons: 4
Coding region: 24-2672 (882 amino acids)
Biological process (GO): retrograde transport, endosome to Golgi
Cellular component (GO): trans-Golgi network
Source: RefSeq, a predicted model, not a curated record